AUGUCUUCCUACUAUGGUAGCUCUGGCAGCCGUCGUGGUGACGAGUGGACGUGGACGUCCUGGAGCCAGUCAACAUCAUGGCACCACUCUGGUGGAUGGAAUGGGAGUGGGGGCUCACAGGCCGCCAUGGCACAUUCGUCAAACAAAGACGGAUGGUGGUGGGGAGAUAGCCAAGGCUGGUCGAAUGGCGCCCAAAGCUGGUGCUCUGGGGGUCAGCAGGAUCCUUGUGAGUGCACUGGCGGAAACACAAAAGGCGGAAGGCCCUGA
Symbiodinium necroappetens is the source of this 267-nucleotide messenger RNA. Lineage: Eukaryota; Dinophyceae; Suessiales; Symbiodiniaceae. The record is from the annotation of a GenBank genome assembly.